This is a messenger RNA of Eurytemora carolleeae, 1203 nucleotides long. RefSeq names its product NADP-dependent alcohol dehydrogenase C 1. The coding region runs from base 69 to 1145 and encodes 358 amino acids. NCBI's taxonomy places the organism in Eukaryota, Metazoa, Arthropoda, Copepoda, Calanoida, Temoridae. The transcript has a single exon. The record is from RefSeq and is a predicted model, not a curated record. Gene Ontology annotation, molecular function: zinc ion binding; oxidoreductase activity, acting on the CH-OH group of donors, NAD or NADP as acceptor.
AAACCCCUGCUGUAAAGUUUUUCUUGUCAGUUUGUUCUAUAUCUUCAACCGGAGUAACAUAUAACAAUAUGGCAGACAUGUAUGAGACUAUUGCCUGGGGAAAGAAGUCUAAGGACUCCAAGUUUGGAUUAAUGCAGAUUGAGAGAAACUUGCCUGGAGUGGAUGAUGUAACUUUUGAUCUUAAGUUCUGUGGUAUCUGUCAUUCAGAUGUUCACAUAGCGAAUGAUGAUAUGGGAAUUACCAACUUUCCAGUAGUCCCUGGACAUGAGUUGGCAGGAGUGGUAACUGCUGUUGGGUCAAAUGUAACUAAGUUUAAGCUUGGGGAUAAAGUUGGUGUAGGGUGUAUCUCUGACAGCUGUAUGAAGUGUUCAAGCUGCAAUCAAGGUUUUGAGCAAGCUUGUCAUGGUGGAAUGACUAUCACAACUGACUCCAAAAUUAAACAUGGGCACAUAAAGACAAACUCUGGAUAUACCUAUGGAGGGUUCAGUGGAUCACAAACAGUAAACCAACGUUAUCUGAUCAGAAUCCCCAAUGAAUAUCCAUUAGAAUUAGCUGGACCUGUUUUCUGUUCUGCCCUGACCAUGUAUUCUCCCCUUUGUCAGUGGAAGGCCAAUGGUGGAGGAAUGACUGUGGGAGUCAUUGGGAUUGGUGGUCUUGGACAAAUGGGCAUUCAAUUGGCUAAAGCAAUGGGAAAUCAAGUAACAGCUAUAUCAACCACUCCAGCUAAAAAGCCAGUAGCUCUUGAAAUUGGAGCAGACAUGUUCAUUGUUUCAUCUGAUGAUGCCCAAAUGGUCUCAGAAGCUAACACUUUGGACCUUAUCCUUAAUACAGUCUCUGCCAACCACCAGAUCGAACAUUAUUUACCUUUGCUGAGAAGAAAUGGUGUUAUUGUCCAGCUGGGUCUUGCAUUUGAAAAGCAUAAUAUCAGUCAGAUUCCUUUAAUAAUGAAACGACUGAUAAUUGCUGGUGGUGGGAUUGGUGGGAUACCAGAAACUCAGGAGUGUAUGGAUUUCUGCGCUAAGAACAAAAUCUUCUCGAAGAUCAAGAUGGUUAAAGCCUCUGAACUUGAUGAAGUGUUUGCUACCCUGGUCAAAAAGAAUGACCAGGUCAUUAGAUAUGUUCUGGAUAUUGAAGGAAGCAAAUAAAGUUACAAGAAAUUAAUGAUGUCGGUAUUUGAUUGUAAUAAAAAUAUUCAUUACAUUA